Messenger RNA from Leopardus geoffroyi (Geoffroy's cat), 843 nucleotides. Its product is annotated as histone H2A-Bbd type 2/3-like. The transcript is spliced from 2 exons. The record is from RefSeq and is a predicted model, not a curated record. NCBI's taxonomy places the organism in Eukaryota, Metazoa, Chordata, Mammalia, Carnivora, Felidae. The coding region runs from base 386 to 727 and encodes 113 amino acids. Gene Ontology annotation, cellular component: nucleosome. Gene Ontology annotation, molecular function: DNA binding; structural constituent of chromatin; protein heterodimerization activity.
CCACACGGACGAACGAACCCUAGUGACAACGCUGCGCUACGGGAAAGCAACCAGGCACGGAAAGCCGCCUAUUCGCCCAGAGAUCCCGCGUGCAGAAAGAAGAUAUAGAGUAGCGGCUUUGGAACCCUGCCGGUCGGAAACUUCGGGCCAACUGGCUUUUGACACCGCUUCCCGCCACAUCGCACCAUAUCCAGCCACACCCGACCGCAUCCAGCCACAUCCGACCGCAUCCAGCCCUAUCCGACCGCAUCCAGCCACACCCGACCGCAUCCAGCCACAUCCGACCGCAUCCAGCCCUAUCCGACCGCAUCCAGCCGCACCCGACCGCUUCCCGCAGCGCACGCCAGACCGAGGCCCGUCCGAGAAAGCGCAGCCGAGGCCCAGCAUGCCUGUGAGGAGGAGCCGUCGAGGGUCGUCCAGUGGCCAGAGCCGGGUCCGCUCCCGCACUGCCCGAGCCGAGUUGACGUUCUCCGUGAGCCACAUGGAGCGCCUCCUGCGGGAGGGCCGCUACUCGCAGCGCCUGGGCGCGUCCGCCCCGAUCUUCCUAGCGGCCGUCAUCCAGUCCCUGACGGCCAAGGUCCUGGAGGUGGCCGGCAUCGAGGCCCGGAACAGAGGCAGGAGGCUCAUCACCCCGGAUGUCGUGGACAUGGUGGUCCACAACCACCCGCUGCUCCGCGCCUUCUUCCAGUCCACCAUCAUCUCCCAGGCGGUCCCGGGCUGGAACUAGCUGUCCCACGCGACGUGGGGUCCGGCAGGCGCCAGGCCUACUCAUGGCCGGGGUGGGCCCCGGCCGGCCGGCCUGGUGCCUCAGGCGGUCACUGAAAGCCAAUAAAGUGUUUGGAG